AAUGUGUUUAUCGAAAAUCAAAGUAAAUUUUCAGUAGUUUAUACUCAAUGUCGCAGAUUUUUACAUUUAAAGUUUAUGUCCCUGUAAUGUAAAAUGGGGAAGACACCCGAUAACUCUGAAAAGCAAAAGAAACCGAGAAGACCGUAUGAAGAAAUAGGAGCCUUCUUCAAUGGAAAUGAGGUCAAGAUAAGAGUACCGAAGAGCACCUCAAAGCCUCCGAAGCUGACGCCAUCUCAGAUGAAGUUGCAGCAACAGUGCACCUGCGAUGAUGACGAGUCCGUGUGCUCGGAGACCUGCGGUCAGUCUGAAGGAGGCGGCGGUUAUGGCAACAAACUCAACUUUCAGAUCCCUGAUGACUUAUGCGAAGGCCUCACUAAUAGGAACGCAUUAAACUCUGAGCUAACCUACAGUAAGGGCAUGGAGGCGCAUGAGGACCUCUGCAACGUCUGCAAUGUGACCCCCUCAAAUGCCCCCAAAGGAGUAAAGGCCCACAAGGUUUUACAUCCAGACAAGGACGUGUUCGUACUGAAGAUUGGUAAACAAACGGAUGAGCCUAACCGUACUGGAAAUAUAGAGGUGGAAUUGGUGACUCCUCGGGCACCAGCUAAGCUAAGGCCGGCCACUCACUCGUGUAAGGAGAUCCAAUGCGAGGAGCAGGAUAUACCGUGCUGCGCUCCAUGCAGGGUGUGCCGAGGAGGUGCUGCAAAGAAGAGGAAGUCACGGCGUCCUAGGUGUUGCCCGUAAAAUGUGUAAAAACAUUAUGUAAAAAGUUGGAAAGAAGAAAAAUUGUAAUAAAUAAUUUGAGAUUUCAA
This is a messenger RNA of Amyelois transitella, 812 nucleotides long. RefSeq lists its product as uncharacterized. NCBI's taxonomy places the organism in Eukaryota, Metazoa, Arthropoda, Insecta, Lepidoptera, Pyralidae. Bases 94 to 744 code for a protein of 216 amino acids. The record is from RefSeq and is a predicted model, not a curated record. The transcript has 4 exons.